GUGACUUGCUGAAUGGGCCCCUGACGCUAGCUGAGGUCAUUUUGGGUACGCUGUUCCUGUCUUCCUUUCGCCCUGGUCUGAUAAUUGUUGCCAAAAGAAGAGAUAUUACAACUAUUGAGGAUUGUUCUGAUUUUAUAGCAUUGCGUAUAUAAACCAAAUCUACCAAUAUGGCUGGAAUUAAAAAGUAUUGCAUGUGGCAAGAUCUAGACAAGUAUAAGGACAUUGAUGAAGAUGAGAUAUUAGCAAAGUUGACUCCAGAAGAAUUGGAACAAUUAUCAGCUGAGUUUGAUCCUGAUAAUGUGUUGCUACCUCCACGCGACCGACAGAAAGACCAGACUACGAAGGAUCCCACUGGUCCGUAUGAUAGAAAACAUUUGAUGGAUUUUCUUGAGAAGAAAGCCAAGCAAGAGGAAGAUGUGGAGGAAAGAGUGCCUUAUGAAUCUGGCAAGAAACGAGGCAAAGUAUGGCAGGCAAAGGAAGAUGCAAAACCAAUCAUCAAUGACGAUGGAGAAGAAGAAAUUAUACUGAGUGAAGAAUGGGAGGAUGCCUUAACAACUGCUACAGAAGAUGAACUAGUAGAAUUAGCAGCCGUACUUGGCUUACACAGUAUGUUGAAUCAGGUCCAGUAUCAAGCGUCCAUUGUUGAUAAGAAAGUGAGCGACAUUGAUGAAGAAUCUGGAAAGUUCCAUGGUGUUGCUAAGUAUGCCGUUCCAAAACUUCUUCCACAAGAGCCACCAAAUGAUACAGAUGUAGAAAAAGGUGUAAAACAAGUAAAAGAUAAUGAUCCUGAGUUGAAAGAUUUAAAUCUUAAUAACAUAAAGAAUAUUGCUAUUCCAACUCUGACAGACUUAGCUGAGGGUUUGAAGCAGAAUACUAACUUAGUUAAACUAAGUUUGUCCAAUACCAGAUUAACUGAUGCUGUAGCAUUGAAAAUUGCUGAAGCACUAUCAGAAAACAAAAGUUUGAAAAUUUUAAAUUUGGAAUCAAAUUUUAUCAGUGGAAAAUCAAUCAUAGCUAUUAUGGAAUCUGUGGCUACAAAUACCUCACUUCUUGAGCUUAGGAUAGCCAAUCAGAGAGGAGUUCUUGGCAACAAAGUGGAAAUGGAAAUUGCAAAAGCACUGGAAGAAAAUAAAACAUUGCUAAAAUUUGGUCUUGCGUUUGAGAGAGCUGGUCCCAGGACAAGAGCUCAUGAUGCUCUUUUAAGGAAUCUGGAAUUUGCUCGUAAACAACGUAGUAAAGUUGAAGAUGACGAAGGGGAAAAGUAAACAAUCAAAAACUGAGGAAAGACAGAUAUUGCUGCAAAUCGUAGAUCAUACGUAAUCUGUAAUGUCAGCAAUCAUAGCAACUCAUCCAAAAAUUGUAUUGUAUUUUAUUUUGAAGUAAAAUAUUAUUUUACCUGUAUAUUUUUAUUAUGUCUGAAAUAGGCUUGCUCACCACACGCCAGAAUUAUUGUUGCUUAAUGUAGCCUUGGGCCACAGUUAUUGCUGCAAUAAUAUGACCAUGGCCUCACAAAUACACGUUCUCAGAUUUUAUUUUAAAUAAAUUUAGAGGUAGGAUCUAACUCUGAUAUUGAACAAUUAUACGAACAUUGAUUAUGACAUUUUAAUGAAUCCUAAAACUGAUAGCACAAGAAAAUAUGCUGCUAAAGUAGGAUCAAAAUUUUGGAAUUGUCACACACUUGUGUCAAAAUGAUAGACAGAAGAAUGAUCAUUUCAAAUACACAUUGCCACCAUGAUUUUUAUAAAAAUUGUGUCACAUAUACAUGAUUGGUGCAUAUAAAUACUGAUUUGCAAAUAACAUGUGAUUGGUGCAUAUAUACACUAAUUUGCAUGUCAGCACGUGAUUGGUGCAUUUAUGUACUGAUUUGCAUGUGAACAUGUGAUUGGUGCAUACAUGUGCUGAUUUGCAUGUCAACAUGUGAUUGGUGCCAUAUAUACACUAAUUUGCAUGUCAGCACGUGAUUGGUGCAUUUAUUUACUGAUUUGCAUGUCAACCUUUAAUUGGUGCAUACAUGUGCUGAUUGGCAUGUCAACAUGUGAUUGGUGCAUUAUUUACUGGUUUUUCUGCAAAUCUAAUUGCUGCACACAUAAAUAUGUGGUUAGUACAAUAAUUUGGUGUACAUAUACAAUAAGAUUGCAUACAACCUUUGGUAAAAAUAUAUACUGAAUUGCAUACAAAAUUCCUUUGAUCCAAAUAUGUUUUGUCUACAGAUUUGCAUACACAUAUACUAAUUUGCAUAAAACCUUCUGAUUGGUGCAACAUGUGUAUUGGUGCAUUUUUUACUGAUUAAUGUAGCCAAUAAUAGUUGCAUGUGUGCCCUGUAUAUUAUUUUGCAUCAAGAUGUGUUUUAGUUUUAUUAAAUUUACAUUUUACUUAAUAAUGACGAAAAGUUAUGCUAGAGUGAAUGUAUGCUUCUUUUCAUAUCUAUUCAUGCAAAUUUUUAGCUAAAUAUUGAUAGAUGUAGUAUUUUUAAGAAAUUUUUAAACUUGUUACUCUUGUCGGGUUCCAUGCACAUUUGUCUUUCAGUCUGAUUGGUUCAAUAACUGCACUUGUACCUAAGGCAUCAUUGAUGUCUAUAAAAAUAGACUAGUUUACAUUCCCUGUGAGAUCCUGUGUUAUGAUGGAAAUGUACCAGUAAAAACCAAACAAACAAAGGUCAUAGUUGUGUCAAAACAUCCCAAAAAUAUUUUAGAAUUUCCACGACAAAAGUUUGAUGAAGUUAAAGGCAUCUUAAUUCUUGAAAGCAUUUUGACAAAUGUUCGGUCGUGCAUCUUUCAUGCAUUGGGCGAGAUUCAGAAGGGAACAGAAAAACAUCUAUUAGUAAAUUUAGUGCAAGCACCAGACAAACUAGGUGUCGACAACCAUUGUGUAAAUAUUGUUUUUUUUUAAAUUAUAAAUAAAAACUUGCUUAAUGCGAA
Messenger RNA from Saccoglossus kowalevskii, 2918 nucleotides. Its product is annotated as tropomodulin-1-like. Lineage: Eukaryota; Metazoa; Hemichordata; Enteropneusta; Harrimaniidae. Gene Ontology annotation, cellular component: myofibril; cytoskeleton. Gene Ontology annotation, molecular function: tropomyosin binding. Gene Ontology annotation, biological process: myofibril assembly; actin filament organization; pointed-end actin filament capping. The record is from RefSeq and is a predicted model, not a curated record.